Messenger RNA from Fibroporia radiculosa, 198 nucleotides. RefSeq lists its product as uncharacterized. The transcript has 2 exons. The record is from RefSeq and is a predicted model, not a curated record. NCBI's taxonomy places the organism in Eukaryota, Fungi, Basidiomycota, Agaricomycetes, Polyporales, Fibroporiaceae. Bases 1 to 198 code for a protein of 65 amino acids.
AUGGCUACUCGCUACCUGGGCGCAUCCAUCCCCGAGAUCCAGAGGCCUCGCCUCUCGUGCAAAAAGUUCCUCGAGCGUCGCCUUAUACGCGCCUGGAAGGCUUUCAGCCAGACGACCCGCAAGCAGCAGCGCGCAUCCAUCCUCCCCGAAGACUUUGUCCUUAUGACCGCGCGCCGCCGCAGCGUCCGCCUGAACUAA